AUGGUGCCUAUAGAGUCCCCUGCGGCCCAGCACCCGGCUCUAGGCACCCUCAUCGACGAGGACACUCUCCAGCUUGUCGAGCUCCUUGGUGUAGGGGGCUACGGCGUCGUCUACCGAGCCGUCGAUGCUUUCUCCAGCUCCUUCGCCGUAAAGUGUCUUAUAAGCAACCAAGGAUCCUCGCUUCGCCGACAGCUCCACAUCCGGGAAAUCACUCUUCACCAGCUCGCGUCGGCUCACCCGGGUGUUGUCACACUCCACCGCGUCGUAGAGGAGCGGGGGUAUACCUACAUCAUCAUGGACUAUGCGUCAGACAACGACCUGUUCAGCCAAAUAUUGCAUGAGAGUCGGUAUCUUGGGGAUGACCAGCUCCUCAAGCACAUCUUCCUCCAACUUGUUGACGCAGUGGAUUACUGUCAUUCCUUGGGCAUUUAUCACCGCGACCUGAAGCCCGAGAAUAUCCUUUGUUUCGACCGUGGCCACAGAAUUGCUAUCACCGACUUUGGCCUCGCCACCACCGAGAAGUCGAGCAAAGAAUUCAGGACAGGUAGCGUGUAUCACAUGAGUCCAGAAUGCCAGGCUGGCGAUUCUGAACGUCCUGCCCCAUAUUCACCCUUGUUCAAUGAUGUCUGGUCGUUAGGGAUCAUACUCGUCAAUCUGGCAACGGGGAGAAAUCCCUGGAAGUCAGCUACGCCCGAUGACUCCACUUUCCAAGCUUAC
Molecule: messenger RNA, 717 nt
Organism: Laccaria bicolor S238N-H82
Lineage: Eukaryota; Fungi; Basidiomycota; Agaricomycetes; Agaricales; Hydnangiaceae
Exons: 2
Biological process (GO): protein phosphorylation; meiotic recombination checkpoint signaling
Cellular component (GO): cytoplasm; nucleus
Molecular function (GO): protein serine/threonine kinase activity; ATP binding
Source: RefSeq, a predicted model, not a curated record